AUGGCUGAGUCAGUUCAUCGUUCUCGUUUCUUCGAUUUUAUGCGUGAAACUGGUGAUAAGUUAUCACCAAUGAAAGACUAUCAACAACUAGCACAACCUUCAUUGGAGGAAGCAAUCGCUUGCGUACAGCAACACAAAAUAUUCAAGAUCGAUGCUGACAUUCAAAACAAAGUUUCCUUGGCUAAAAAAGAACGUUCGAGCGAAGACGAUGCAAAUAAUCUUACCACAGAUGAAAGUGCAGCGGUUCAACUUUAUACAAUGGAGUCCAAGACUGAACAAGAAAGUCUUUUUUACAUACUAAACUCGACACUUCGUUUGGCGGAUCGUAAUGAAUUAAAGCCAUUUUUACUCUAUGUAAAACUUCUUUUGGGAGCCUUAGAAAAAUUACCAUCCUUUAACGGUAUUGUUUAUCGCGGUGUUCAUGGUAAUAUUUCAAGUAACUUUGUAACAGGGAAAAAACUAACUUGGUGGGGCUUUAGUUCUUGUACACGAUCACUGGAAGUGCUGAGCAAAGAGGAAUUUCUCGGAACAAUUGGACAAAGAACAAUUUUCUACAUUGAAUGUACUAGCGGGAAGUCGAUUCAACAUUAUUCGUAUUUGUUGCCACAGGACGAAGAAAUUAUUCUGCUACCUGGAAUUGAGCUACUCGUUACGAAAAAGAAACGAACAAAGCAUGGUCUAUCUAUUGUUUAUCUUCGAGAAAUUACAGCAAACAGUCAUAUGCUGGAGUAUGAAGAAACGCCUUAUUCUAACAAGAUAACGUCAUCACCAGAAGUCGAUUUUCGAAAAGAGGCAAAACAAAAAAAAUGUGGACACAAAUGCAAUUUAUGGGCAACAAAAAAUUGUUGUCACUGUUCAGAUUUGCGAUCGUAUCAUUUUAAUGGCUUCUAUGAGAAAUACGUUGAUGGCAUAGGUUUCGUGAAUGAAGCUACAAGAAACGAGUAUUACUGUCCAACUUGUAAAUUAGAAGAAGAUCUCUCUUAA
Rotaria socialis is the source of this 984-nucleotide messenger RNA. NCBI's taxonomy places the organism in Eukaryota, Metazoa, Rotifera, Eurotatoria, Philodinida, Philodinidae. The record is from the annotation of a GenBank genome assembly.